This is a messenger RNA of Pediculus humanus corporis (human body louse), 4941 nucleotides long. RefSeq lists its product as uncharacterized. Lineage: Eukaryota; Metazoa; Arthropoda; Insecta; Psocodea; Pediculidae. The record is from RefSeq and is a predicted model, not a curated record. The transcript has 2 exons. Bases 1 to 4941 code for a protein of 1646 amino acids.
AUGGAUACUGAAAAAAUGAGUUUAAAUCAUGAUGUUCAAAACUCUCCUAAAAAUGAAAGUUACAUGAAUGGAAGUAUUGAUGAUUUUACAGACUGUAUUGACUUUACAAAACAAUAUCAAAAGUCAUGUGGAUGUGAAGAAGAAAAUUUUGAAGAUAUUAGUGAUUUAAAUACAUCUACCAGUGAAAAUAAAGAUAUUAUAAACAGUGAUUGUAGUUUAGAAACUGAGGAAAAAAACUCAAAUCAAUUACCUAGACCUAGUGAUGAAAAUAAUUUAUCUCAUUCUAAAGAUAGUGAUCAGUCAUUUGUUAACAGUAAAGAAGAUACCAGUAAUGAUGGUGAAAAUGAGCAUCACCCAAUGGAACCAGAUGUUUCUAUUAUGGUUGGAGAGUCAAACUUGGAAAAAACUAUUAAUCAUGUUGCAAAAGGCAUUAAUAAUGGAAAAUUAAACGUAAAAUCUGCGAAUAAUGCAAAUAAUGAGAACAAUAAAAAAAAAAUUCUGAAACCGAAAUUGGUGAAAAAGAAUCAUAUUAAGUUACCAGGAAAUAAAAAUAUUAAAAAAAAAGUGUCUUCUUUAUUUAAAUUUAAAAAUGGUAAACAUGUGAAGAAAAAAAUUGAGUCUUUUCAGUAUCAAGGUAUUCAUUCUAAUAUUAAGUUUAAGUGCUAUAAAUGUUCAUAUUCAGACUUUUCUACAAUAUCUGAAUUACAAUCUCACCAAAGAAAAUGUUUAUCAGGAACUUCUGAUUAUCAGUCUUCAAAUGAAUUUUCACCCUCAGUUAAUAAUUCUUCAUCGUCUAACUUUCGAAUUACUCGAAAAGUUUAUUUGUGUUCAGCUUGUGGUAGUUACUAUGAAAAUUGGAAUCUUUUUUUGCACAUGAAGGAAAUGCAUAAACGCCAUAUAUGUUUAUAUUGUCUCGGAAUGUUUUCACAACCUGAUAAAUUAGCACAACAUCUUCAAGCAAAGCAUAAUGUCAUUGAGCAAAAUCUUUCAUCUACUGAAGAUUUUUCAAAAAUAUUUCGUGGAACAUGUUAUUUAAUUUGUAUUUCUUGUGAAGCCAUGUUUUCUGAGCAAGAAGAUUUUUACGACCAUUCCUGUGUUUCACCGCAAUCGGAUGAUUCUGUAACUUGUUCUCUUUGUGGAUUACAAGGAGCUCAUUUUCCCACUUGUCGUCGAGCGUUUUCUGAUCGAUAUUUAGAACCUAAUUUUCAAAAAUCUCAUCCUGCUCUUGGGAAAAAAAUGAAUGUAAAAAAGAAAAAAAUUAAAAAUAACAAAAAAAAUAAGGAAACUUUUCAAAUAAUUAAUAACGAAAACAGCAGUGGAGAAAUGUCUGUUAUAGUUAGAAAACAAAAUUCUAUUGAAAAUUUUGAGUCUGCCAACGAGUCAAAUGUAAAAGAAAAUACAAGUGCGCACAAAGAUUCAACAGAUAAAUUUGUGAUCUCUCCCCUUAGGAAUUCAACUGAGGAUUUAGUUUCAACAAAACAAUAUAACGAAAAACUAUUACAACUUUAUAGGCCAUCGAAAACAGCAGAAAAAGUUAUAUCGUCUAUUCAGUCAAUCGAGGAUUCCAUUAAUAGAGUAGUCGAAUGCUCUAGAAUAGAAGACGAAAACCAAAAAGAAAAAGAAGAAGAUGAAGACGAAUUUGAUGAAAAUGAAGAAUUAAGUUGUGAAGGUCAGGGGGAUGAAUCUGUAAGCCGCGAUAGGGAAGAUUAUUCAUCUUCGAAUAAUCAGUUCAAUGAAAAAUUUGAUAAUCAAAAUGAAUUAAAAACUGAAAAUAAAUUGGAAAUUAGUAAAUAUUCAGAAGUGGAGGACAAACAGGAACAACCACAAAAUUCCCUAAAAGAAAUCGCAAAUAAUGCCAAAAACCAAUAUAAGAAUGAUGAAAAUCAAAUUGUGUCGGAUUGUGAAAGCACUGACAGUGAAAAAUUAACCAUUGCAUUCGAUCAGCCAACGGAACAAAUUACGGAUAAAAUAGAUCCUCCUGAGAACACAGAUUCACUAAAUUCCAAAACAGAUGAUAUAAUACCCACCGCAUCAAAGGAUACCUCAUAUAUUUAUGUAACUCUCAAAGAAGAAGAUAUUGAAACUAAGUCUCUCAUAAAGGAAUUUGUCAAAGUGUCAUGUUGGAAUUGCGUCUAUUGUUCUCAUGCCAAAAGAAUUGCUCUUAACGGAAAGCAGUUAGCACUUCACAUAUUAGCAGAGCAUAGAUUUGUCACCAUUGCUGAAGACUCGAGCGAAAAAGAAAAAGAAAAUAAUGCUUUGAACAUAAUACAAAGGCUUAAAGAUGAUUUGUGUAAUUUAGACAAGUGUUAUUUCAACACCGACACUUUUGAUAGCGAAAACAAAGAAUUUUGGAAGGCAAAUGACAGAAUAUACGAGUGUUUUCAUUGUCUUUUUGCAACUUACGUUCACAAAGAAUUGUGCAGCCAUAACAGAAAAAUGCAUCAGAAGGCAGUUUUUUUAUGUAUCAUGUGUAAAUCAAAUUUUUAUACGUAUAGCGAAUUACUUUGUCACCUUUGUCCAGGAAUUUACAUUUCUGGACAAGUUAUAAAUCCCGACAUAACUUAUCGUUGCUUUUUAUGUAACGUCGACCCUCUGCCUUCAUCAUUUCGAUUAAUGGUUCACCUCAGGAGAAAACACAAUUCUUGUGAUAUUUGUUUUGAUCAAAGUUCAAAUCAGUUUCAAUUGUCGACUCAUGUUUGGAAGCACAAACUUUCGCAUAUGUGUUACAGAUGUGGAAUCGCUUACAGAAAUAAACCGGAUAUCACAAAACAUUUGUUUUGGAAGCAUGGAACUGAAAGUGUUUUAUGUAAAAAAUGCCUUCAGAAGAAAUGGCCUCACGUUUAUCACUUUUGCGUGCCUCCAAACACUUUUAUUUGCGAUGAAUGCUCGGUUAAUUUACGGAGUGCUGUGGCAUUAAAGGUUCACAAAAGAUUACAUUCUGGAGAUUACCCUUACUCAUGCACAAAAUGUGGAGAAAAAUUUAUAUCAAAAAAAUUAUUAAAUAAACAUUUGAAUAAACAUAUGGAGGAAGAAAACCGUCCUGCUGAGCCAGAACAAACGGAAACUGAAGCGGAUAAAUGCAGUAACAGUAGUCAAGUGGAAGAUGCUAAAAUUGUUGAUCAGGAAGUUAAUAAUUCAGAAGAAACAGACAAAAAACCAGCUAAAGAGAGAAAGCCAAAGAAAAGAAAAGUCUUAAACGAUGUUUUUGACUUACCGCCUGUAAAUUUAUCCGAAAGCGACGAUUCCGAUCAGGAAAAUGUUGACGUAAAACCAAAACUUGUAAAACCCGAAAGUCCUCCUACCGAAGAACUGCCCGCAACGAACGGAUUUUUGAACGGGGAUAUUCAGAAAGAAGAAACUAGCCCGACGCAGAUUGUCGAUGGAGUUUGGAAUAAUUUCCAAAAUUAUUUAGUCGCUAAAGAUAUGCCUAAAACGUUUAGGCCUGCAUCGCCUUUUAAAAAUAUGACUUUGAGUCGUAUCAAAGAAAUCAUGUUAUCCGACCACGACUACCAUAUCAUUCCCAAUACAGCAUCUCAGGAUGUAAAUACUUCGAAAACAGAAGCAGAUAAAACUUCUGAUAAUAGCAAAAAAGUAGGAUUAGAUCACGACUAUUGCAAUAAUGUUCCAAAAUCUAAAACCUCGAGUAAAUCAAAACAAAAAAACAAACAUCGAGAAGACUUAUCAAAAUCAUCGUCAAGCGAUUCUUCUAGUGAUAGUGAUUCUAGCUGUAGUUGUGGGAGUAAUUGUUCUUGCAGUAGCGGAUCUUCCAGUUCUACAUCUUCAAACGAUUCAGAUUCAGAUUCUCGUGAAAAAAGAAAAAAGAACACAAAAGAUAAUAAAGUACCUAUCGAAGUCGAACCAGAACUUCCUGCUGAAGUUGAUAUUUCUGUUCACGAUGCUCCUCUUGAAAAUUUGAUCAAAGAAUCCGAUUUGGAAACUGAGGAAUCAGAAACGGAUGAGGAUUUCUACGAUUACAAUCCGGCAAGAGAAGCAAACAGAAUAUUGGCAGAAAAACGAACUCAGCUUUUGGCAAAUUUAAAUGGAUCCGAUGCCGCUACAUCAUCUCCAUCGAUAACUACGGAAAAACAAGCGGGCUCGAAGAAAAAGGCGAAAUUCAAAAAAAAGCGAUCUCAACCUCGACCGAGUACUGCUGCCAAAGGCAACCGCAAAAAAGUCGGAACAAUAGCGGCAAACAAAAGUCGCACUCCUCAAUUUAUAACUGAAACGAACGGAGGAGGAGACUCAAGUGUUAAUAUUAAUUACGACUCGCUUUCCAAUCAAAUAUCUAGCCGAGUGAAAACCGAAGACACGGUUCACAGUUCGAGUGAAGGCGAUUCAAAGAGACCUAAACGGAAAAGAGUUCCACUUAAAUUUUACGGUUUUUCUAGUGACGAUGAAAAUGAACAAACUCCAACUUCUAGAAAGCGCGAAAAAGGUGAACAUAAUGUCACGACUCCGGCUUUAUCCGUUGGAGUAGUGCCACCCGUGGACGGUUCCAACGAGAGCACUCCCAUUCAGUGGAAUUCUCAUUCGAAAAGUUCUUUAACGUGGAGAGUCGAUAAAUGUGAGACGAGCACGCCAAAAGUUAAUCCUAUUAAAAUAAGAACAUCUCAAACGAAUAGACAAACUCCGGUGGUCGAAAAGGUCUCAGAAAGUGAGCCUUUUCAAAUAAAAAGGUUGGAAAAACAAUUUCAAGUGAAUGGAAAUCCCGCGGCUCAAAAAGGUGAGAAACUUUAUUGCUUUUGCCAGUGUCCUUACGACGAAGUUUCCGAAAUGAUCGCAUGCGAUGCCGAGGAUUGCGUUAUCGAAUGGUUUCAUUUCGAAUGCGUCGGGAUAAUGGUGCCCCCCAAGGGGAGUUGGUACUGUCCCGAUUGCAGGAAAAAGCUGGCAGCAGAAAAUGAAUUUUUAUCGCCUCCGGCUAACGAGCAAAAUGUGAAUUAA